Emys orbicularis (European pond turtle) is the source of this 2220-nucleotide messenger RNA. RefSeq names its product KIAA1958 ortholog. The record is from RefSeq and is a predicted model, not a curated record. Lineage: Eukaryota; Metazoa; Chordata; Testudines; Emydidae. The coding region runs from base 1 to 2220 and encodes 739 amino acids. The transcript has 2 exons.
AUGGAGGAUUGCCUUCAUACCUCUUCUGAAAACCUUUCCAAACUGGUCAGUUGGGCCCACAGCCAUGGGACCAUCUGCAGCCUCAUUCCAAAUCUAAAGCACUUGCUUUCUGAAGGUUCCCAUGGCAACCUGACAGCUAUGUGGGGCUGUGGCGCAGGCCAUGCGUAUCAUUGGCCACUGACUGCUACCUGCAGGGCUGGAUCCCAGGAAAGAGUAUGUUUCCAGGACAACAGAAGCUUCAACUCGGACAGUCCCAGCAUCAUAGGUGUGCCCUCGGAGACACAGACUAGCCCAGUAGAGAGGUACCCUGGGAGACCAGUGAAAGCAAAGUUGGAUUGUAACAGAACCAGGGACUCCUGUGAUUUCUCUUACUGCAGUGAGCCUUCAGAGCUAGAUGAAGCCGUGGAAGAAUACGAAGAUGAGGCUACCCUCUUUGACAUGGUCUGCGAGUCCUCGGUGACAGAUGAGGAUAGUGACUUUGAACCUCAUACCCAAAGAUCUCAAACCAUUUCCCGCAAAAGGCCUGGAGCGGGCCAAUCCUCAUCAUCUCUUUCAGGCUCCCAGUCUCAGGUCAUCGAUGAAAGUAGUAACAAUGUGAUCGUCAAAAAGAUUAAGCAAGAAAUCCCUGAAGAUUAUUAUAUUGUGGCUAAUGCAGAACUUACUGGUGGCAUUGAUGGGCCUGCAUUAUCGCUGACGCAGAUGUCAAAGCCCAAGCCUCAAACUCAUGCUGGACCUUCCUAUAUUGGCCCUUCUAAGCCCACCCCUCCUGUAGCGCCUUCUCUCAGUGCUGAGCUAGACUUACAAAAUGUGUCUGCUUCUCCCCCCGUCAUAUCGAGGCCUGCAGUUCAGAAGCCUGCAAGAGUAACUCUGGCUUCUCCAAACAGAGGACCAGCUAGCACCCCUACAGCCAACCAACAGGUAGCACUCCAGAUGCCAGUCAGUACUUCCAAUACCAGCAAACAGAUUAGCAUUCCUUUAUCAGCCCUGCAGCUCCCUGGACAAGAAGAGCAAGCUGCUUCAGAAGACCUUCUCCAACCCGUGCCAAACCAGGUUCCUGCUGGCGAAGUAGCAUUAUCUCCUUCAAUUAGCGCGGAGCCGGAAGUCAGCUCUAGUCAGCAACAACCUAACACUGCUCCUAUCAUCACUGCUGAGGCAACAGCACAGUCAAUACCAGACCAGGAUGAGAGAGCAGCGGAACUCAGCAGGGAGCAGAAUGAGAAAACCAUUCGCAGCACUCAGACGGCUCUCCGUAACUUCAGAGAGUUUCUCAUCUCCAAAUAUCCCUCAGAAACCCGGGAAAUCUAUGUCAUCCCUUGCAAAGAGCUCGAUGCAUACUUAGCUUCCUUCUUUGUGGAUGCCAGACAGAAGGAUGGCUCAGAAUAUGAGCCAAACAGCUUGGCCAACUAUCAGUGCGGGCUGGAGCGCUAUCUCAAAGAACACAGGUAUGGAUACAGUAUUACAAGGGAUAAGGAGUUCAAGAGAUCUCAAGAAGCUUUGAAGCAAAAGCAGAUAGAGCUGAGGUGUAAAGGUAAAGGAAACAAGCCACACAAAUCCAUGAAGCUGACCUUUGCUGAUGAGCUUAUCCUACGCAAAAGAGGCUUGUUGAGUCGAUAUAAUCCCGAGGGGCUGCUGAACCUUGUCUGGCUAAAUAAUACUAAGGCGUUUGGACACUGUACAGGUUUUCAUGGGUCCACCCUCAAAUGGGGGGAUAUCAGGCUCCGGGUGACAGAAACAGGCUUGGAAUACUUGGAGUGGAUGGGGCAAGAGACUGGGGAUAUGAAUGCCAAAACCAAGAGAGGAGGGACUGAUUCCAGAGUCUAUGCCACCCAGCAUGCUCCACAGACCUGCCCAGUGCAAGACUACAAGGAGUACGCUCAAAGACGGCCCCCUGCAAUGCGAUACGAAGAUGCUCCUUUCUACCUGUCCAUCAAGCCGGUUGUCAACCUGGCUGCACUUCAUUGGUACAACUGUCAAGCCCUGGGAAAAAACAAGCUUGCAAAGAUGGUAAAGACGAUGUGCGAGAAGGGCAACAUCCCUGGCAGAAAGACCAACUUCAGCGUCUACCAGAGCUGCAGCACCCUGUCCGAAGCACAGAGUAACCAGCUGGUGCUAAUCUGUAACAAUUUAAGUCAACAAGCUGCCCAGUCUAUGGCAAGCCACUCCAGUUCUGGCAACUUCAUAGUGUCGGCUUCUUAUGACUCUUCCUCCGACACGGCCUGA